AUCUAAUUGGACUGUUUUAUUUUAAUGGACCAAUCAGCAAAUCGAUUACGAAGGCAUUAAGAAAAUGGAAGACCACGGGAGGAAGGUUGCUCCUGGUGAACCAGUAUCAUUUCGUGAAGACUUGGUUGCUACAGCUGUGAAGUUCCUACAAAAUCCAAAGGUUCAACAGAGCUCCUUGGAUCAGAGGAAGGCCUUCUUGCAAAAGAAAGGAUUGACCAAUGAGGAAGUAGAAGAAGCAGUGCAGAGAGCUGGUUGCCAGAAUGCCUCUUUGUCUAUUGGAGCAGGGAACCAGUCAGUCAGUGUGCAGGGUCCAGUGGUUCCCAGCAAUGCCAUAGAGAAGAGUGGAUGGACGAGAUCCAGGGAGCUUCUUGGUAUGGUUGCCAUGGUGGCAGGAUUGUCUUAUGCUGCACACAGGCUGUACAAGGAAUUUCUGCGUCCAUGGUUAUUUGGAGGAGUGACAGAUGCGAGUAGGCUUGAGAUACUGGAAAAGCUGGUCAACCAAUCAAACGAAAGAUUGGCCAAAAUAGAGGUCUCUCUUGAUGAUCAGAAGGGGAAACUGCAGGGUUUGUCACAUGAUGUCAACAGGAAAUCGAUGGAAGGUACAGGCUGGACGCAAGCAGUUCCUGGGCUUAGUGAGCUGAAGACGGAGCUUAGUUCCAUCAAGGGCCUUCUGCUGAACAGACGACAAUUUCCACCAGUGCCUAGUACUACACCAAUAUUGCCAUCCUGGCAACUUGCCAGCAACUCUGGGGAUGCUGAUUCUAACAAGAAAGGUAGUACUGAUGGCGUUCAAGAAAUUCCUAAAAUAACAUUUUCUGCAUCUUCCAGUGGGGCUUCCCCAGAGCUGCAUGCUACUCAAAAUAGUACUGAUGAUGUCAUAGAUGAAACUGUUGUUACUAAAAAUAACUCAAGUGACAAUGAACCUGAGGAUUUCACCGCAAGAAACGCAACAAGUAAUUUAGUAUCAAAGGUAUCCUUUCACAAUGGGGAAAGUGAACAUUUGAAUGAAAGCAAGGAGGAUUUGGAGGAAUCGAGUUCAGAAAAAGAAUUUGCGAAUCAGGACCUGGAAAAUGAAUAAUUAUGAAAUUCGUUUGUGAAUAUGUUAUGAUGAAUCAAAAUAUAAAGUAUUGUAGAACAUAGCCACUUAAUUGAUUCUAUUGUUCAUAUAUCUGGAAUAUCUGAUAGUGGUUCAGCAAUUAACUAUUGCAGAAAAUUUAAUGGAGUUUAUUCUUCAUUUAGUUUGUCUUGAAAAUUUCUUUAAAUAUUUCAUUUGAACGAAGUAAGAUUUGUUUAAAAUAUUGGUUUUAUCAACAAUUGAUAGUGAAAGGUUAUUGAGGCAUCCACUGGAGAUUCUGUUCUAAAGUAAUACAAUUACUAGACUUUUUGUUCAAAUAUAACCAUUGAGAUUGUGAUAUGAUACAAUUAUAUAACAAAUGCAGUUAAUAGUUAUUACAAAUAAAUGCAUAAUAAUUGCUAUUUUGUAAACCACUGUUAGUCAGACAAUGCAAGCUGUAUUUAGAGUUAGUUUAAACUUUAUUUCAUGCAAAUAGUGCAUGUAAACAUUAUUCAAAAUAUACAGAUACCAAAAUUGAA
Dreissena polymorpha is the source of this 1593-nucleotide messenger RNA. Its product is annotated as peroxisomal membrane protein PEX14-like. Gene Ontology annotation, molecular function: signaling receptor binding. The transcript has 8 exons. NCBI's taxonomy places the organism in Eukaryota, Metazoa, Mollusca, Bivalvia, Myida, Dreissenidae. Gene Ontology annotation, cellular component: peroxisomal membrane; peroxisomal importomer complex. Bases 65 to 1078 code for a protein of 337 amino acids. The record is from RefSeq and is a predicted model, not a curated record. Gene Ontology annotation, biological process: protein import into peroxisome matrix, docking.